AUGAAUCUGACGUGUAAUAACACGUUGGAGCAUCUGACGAUCGAACCCGGCGCCGAAAUCGAAAUCGUCGGUCACCUCACCUUUCACGAGCUCGCUCGCAUCAUCGGCGCAGCAUGCACUCUCAUUGCUGUCCUCCUCAGCGUCUACCUUGCCUGGAUGCACGCCCUCCACUACACCAAACCCCGUGAGCAGCGAUACAUCAUCCGCAUCCUCUUCAUGGUCCCCGUUUACGCCAUCUCCUCGUUCCUUCAGAUUCAGUGGUAUCGACAUGCCAUCUACUUUCAGGUCAUCUCGGAUUGCUACGAGGCCGUUGCCAUUGCUUCCUUCUUUGCCCUGCUUUGUCACUAUGUCGCCCCGGAUCUGCACUCCCAAAAGGACUUUUUCCGCCAAAUGCGCCCCGUCAAGCCCUGGAUCUUGCCCGUCAACUGGUUUGCCGCCUGCUGCGGCGGCCAGCGUGGUCCCUGGCGCACCCCCAAGAGCGGGCUUACUUGGUUCAAUAUUAACUGGAUCGGUGUCUACCACUACUGUUUUGUCCGUGUCGCCAUGACCAUUUCCGCCGUCGUUUCUCAGUACUUUGAAAAGUACUGCGAGAGCUCCAACAGCCCCGUCUUCGGUCACAUUUGGAUCAUUGUGCUCAACGCACUCGCCGUCACCAUCGCCAUGUUCUGUCUAAUUCAGGUCUAUGUUCAGCUCAAGGACCCCCUUAAGUCACAGAAGCUUCUCAUCAAAAUCAUCGCCAUCAAGCUCGUCGUCUUCCUGUCCUUCUGGCAGGCCUCUGCCAUUUCCGUUGGUACCUCGACUCUGAACAUUGUCCAUGCCAACAAAGUGCUUGCCUACCCCGAUAUUAAGGUCGGUAUCCCUGCGCUCUUGCUUUGUGUCGAAAUGGCUGCAUUUGCUUUGCUUCAUCUGUGGGCUUUCCCCUACAAGCCCUACACGCAAUACGGUGCCACGCCUCGCUACUAUCCCAGCGCCGAUUUACAAAAGGGCGGCAACGGCAUCCCCAACGAGCUCGAGAGCCCCCAGGGCGGCGUUAUGGGAUUUGCGGCCCUGUGGGACGCCAUGAAUGUUUGGGACGUUAUUAAAGCGUUUGGCCGCGGUAUUCGCUGGCUCUUCUGUGGCGUUCGCCGCCGUAAAGAAGAUAUCAGUUACCGCCAUCAAGACACCCACGACAUGGAUAAUCUCGAUGAGCGCAAGCGCGGCGCAUCUUCCUACGAUGCUUACCGCCCCGGCGCCACCACGGAAACGCAGCCCGUCGGUAUGAGCCUAUACCAUAGCGAGAACUCUUCCGGCAGUGCGCCACCCCGUCCUCCCCGCGAAGGAGAUAUUGGCGUUGCCGUUGUAGGUGAGGAGAGCGCCGGUCUGAUGCAACAUGCUCAGACCAACCCACAUUCCCGGCCCUUUGGAGGCGACUCGCGAAACAGCUCGCCCCCCCGCACUCAAGUCCACGAGCCGUAUCUUCAGCCAUACGAGGGCGCUCAACGCUACAACAACAGCCCGCGGCCUCAAGAGCACCCGUAUGCCCAGCGGCCCAGUGGACAGCCCACACCUUGGCAACAAGACCCCUACGCCUCACAGCAGCAACAGCAGCGCUAUCACCAGGGUGAGGAGCAUGGCGUCAUUGGCCAGGCCAUCUGGGAGCCUCCCCACCAGACGCGUUGA
Cordyceps militaris CM01 is the source of this 1659-nucleotide messenger RNA. RefSeq names its product DUF300 domain protein, putative. Gene Ontology annotation, molecular function: transporter activity. The transcript has 4 exons. The coding region runs from base 1 to 1659 and encodes 552 amino acids. Gene Ontology annotation, biological process: transport. The record is from RefSeq and is a predicted model, not a curated record. NCBI's taxonomy places the organism in Eukaryota, Fungi, Ascomycota, Sordariomycetes, Hypocreales, Cordycipitaceae.